AUGCAUGGUGCUGCAUGUAAACUAGCAGGAUAUCGGCAUCAUGCUUCUCAGUUGUGCCUGAAGCAUUUUUGGUUCAUUGCCAUGAGGAAAGAGAUUGUCGCCUUUGGUAAGUGGUAUGACCAGCAGAUCGAGGUACGACCUUUGGCCACCAAGGCUCUCACAUCAUCAGUCCUCGCUGCACUUAGUAGUGUGGUUGCGCAAGUCAUCCGGCGGAAGGCUUCUAUCAGAGAAGUUGUGAGCUUUACUUUGCAGGCCGCUCCGCCAUUUUCACACUUCUGGUUCGAGCUUCUUGAAGCAAAGUUGGGGCCCGGGAAAGCAGUGCUGAAGACCACGGUGGACCAGCUACUUUUCCGCCCAAUUAUGAUUUGGUAUUGCUUUGUUUUUGGUGGUUUCCUUAGCGGCAAGCGUUGGACAGAGGUGAUGGACAAUUUGCACCGUAACUUUGCGAAGGUUGUGGUCAGCUCUUGGAAGGUGUGGCCGGCUGCAAUGUGGCUAACUCACAGGUAUAUCCCGGCCCAAUAUCGGUCAGCUUUCACUGAAAUGCUUGCAUUCUUCUGGGAUGUGUAUGAAAGUCUCAUGGUGAGUGGCGCCGAAAGAAAAAGCGAGGAAGACGAAAAGGAGGAGCCACAUUUGGAGAAGGGGCAACAACAACUAUACUCAGUACUCUAG
This is a messenger RNA of Durusdinium trenchii, 669 nucleotides long. Lineage: Eukaryota; Dinophyceae; Suessiales; Symbiodiniaceae. The record is from the annotation of a GenBank genome assembly.